Molecule: messenger RNA, 534 nt
Organism: Papaver somniferum (opium poppy)
Lineage: Eukaryota; Viridiplantae; Streptophyta; Magnoliopsida; Ranunculales; Papaveraceae
Product: tabersonine 3-oxygenase-like
Exons: 2
Coding region: 1-534 (177 amino acids)
Molecular function (GO): monooxygenase activity; oxidoreductase activity, acting on paired donors, with incorporation or reduction of molecular oxygen; heme binding
Source: RefSeq, a predicted model, not a curated record
AUGGCAAUGUCCGAGUUGCUACAAAAUCGAAUAGUAAUGGAGAAGGUACAAACCGAAGUAAGACGAGCCUUUAAUGGGAAGAAACAUAUAGAAGAGGCAGGACUUGAUGAAUUAGAAUACUUCAAGCUAGGUAUCCAAGAAACUCUAAGGCUGCACCUACCUUCUCCACUCACAUUAAGAGAAAGUAGAGAGUGUUGCAAGAUUGAUGGAUAUGACAUCGCUGCGAAAACCAAAGUGAUAAUCAAUUUGUGGGCUAUUGGAAGGGAUCCAGAUUAUCGGAGUGACCCCGACAUGUUUGAACCGGAGAGGUUUGAUGUCUAUAACUAUAUGACAAGGGGUAUACUUGCUGCAUCAAGGAUGAUUUCUAUAAGGCAAUUUCUUGACCCAAAUAAUGAAAAUGAAAAAGAAGAGACAACAAUUAGCAAUCAGUGGAAAUCCGACCGAAAAACAACACAGUUUGUUGCUCGUCAUCACUUAGCUUGCCAUGCUCCGUAUCAGAACUUCUUGUUACCUUUGACCACCAAAGGAUUCUAG